This is a messenger RNA of Mesocricetus auratus (golden hamster), 3447 nucleotides long. It is a transcript of the gene CUNH12orf60, whose product is annotated as chromosome unknown C12orf60 homolog. The record is from RefSeq and is a predicted model, not a curated record. The transcript has 3 exons. NCBI's taxonomy places the organism in Eukaryota, Metazoa, Chordata, Mammalia, Rodentia, Cricetidae. Bases 789 to 1520 code for a protein of 243 amino acids.
GCUCUGGAGCAUUGUAGAUUGACACGUUUGUCGCCCCGUAAGAAGAAAAGGAGGGAGCCGCUCUUUGAUUGGCCGAUUGCUUUACCGCUCGGAAUUCUGACGUCGUUCCCGGAAGCUCGUUGCGUUGAGACGCCGGGUAGCGGCGCGUCCGCCGGGCAGGGUCGUGCGUUGGUUUUUUGCCACAGGUUGUGUUGGGUGUCAGGGGUGCUGGCCUCAGCGAUUGCCUCCGUGUGAAGACGAGAUCCCCAGUGACACUGGCGCCGAGUUUAAAGUGCUCAGCGGGCGCCAGCAGGGGCCCCGAACACCCACAGUGUGUAGACCUGAGCGAAAAAGUCAUUUCCUAGCGAAACUCACGAAGUUACAAUACACACACACACACACACACACACAGAGAGAGAGAGAGAGAGAGAGAGAGAUAGUUUAAAAGAGAAGCAGGGUUGCGCUUUAGAUUUUUCCAGAGGAGUUGGCACAUAACGCUCCCCUUCCGAUCCGUUUUUUCAUCAGCCCGGAGUCCUUUAUGAUGUCAUUACACACUCGGAAUUCUUUCUCAUCUUCGUCUUUUCCUUCCCUCCCACACCCCCGUUCCUUAAGACUCCUCCCCACCCUUUCCCCCCUUAAAGUGUGGAGGCAUGCACUCGCUAUAGGUGCACAUGGGAGACCUCUCAGGGGUCCCUUCUCUCCUUCCACCAGAGACCCGGGAUCAAACUGAGGUCACCAGUGAUCAAUAAACUCAACUGGAUCAACUCCUUAAGGAAAGGACAAUAGGCUGCAAUUUCUUGGCUGGAGAAAUGUCUUCCCAGUCAGAAAAAGACAAAGAGAGACUGAUGCAAGCUGCCAAAGUAUUCUUCUUCCACAUCCAAGAUCUGGCAUCCUUCAUAAAUAAGUUUGUUGAGCUGUUUAACCUCACAAUGAAGACUCAGAUCCUUCCGAUGGAUCUGAAAGAAGACAGCUGCAUUAAAGAUUUCUUUGAACAAAUGAUCAAGAAUUUUAAAGAGAUGCAGGUGAUGGCUGAUGCAAAGCACAAACAAAUGCAAAAGGAGCCUUUGUGCUCCAAGGUGGUGACCACUCUGACCUCUGCCGUGGAGAAGUGUGCCACCAUGGGUCCACAGAACACAGCUAAAGACAUGCUCAAAAAUAUCCAGAACCCAGCUGUUGCCUCUGUGAUGAACAGUAGUCACAUCCUUGGGAGUCUGGAAAGUUCUCUUUCACUUCUGAUGCAGUUCCCCAUCAUGGGUCUUCGGUUAAGUGACUUCCAUAGAGAAGAGACCAAAGAGCAGCCAGGUGCCACCACAUCCGAGAAAAGCGUGAGUCCAGAACGUCCCAAAAUCACUCCAGAGGAUGCCUUGAAGAAGCUGCAAGAUGCCCUAAGAACUGAGAAUGCUAACAAGCCGGUAGAAGUAGCUGCAGAUGAGUUGGAACAGUUUGUCAAGGCUAUGGAGCCAACCUUACAGGUUCUUCAGAAAGCCAUAAAGGCCAUGGAAGGGGAUAUCUCCGCAUUUAAGGAAGCUGGGGCCAAGUAGAGGUGCGAUGGAAGAUGUGUUCCUUCCUAUCUGAAAUCAACUGGAAUUUUCCAAUAUUUUGUGGUACUUUGUGCAUUCCAUUAAUGCUUAUGUGAGGUAUGUUAGAACUUAAAUGCAGGGAGUCAUCACUCGACAAACCACUUACCUGUAGCUCUGCCUUGUUACAAUAAAAAGGGACAACCAAAGAAAGCCUGCUUGAAUACAGUGACUAAGUAGAACGUCCUGCUGUAAGGACCAAGGCAGUAUUACACUUGGGAUUAGUCUAAAUCUGUUGUUGCUCUUAACCCAUAAUUAAAGCAACUGAUCUUUCCUUUUCACAAGUCUGUCUCCAGUUACAAUACUCCAGGUAAGUGUUGGCAUUAUCAUAUGAUAAUCUAUUCAUUUCCAUACUGUAAUCUGUUCAUUAUCAUAUAAUAAUUAGGAGAUAUGACUGUUCACUCCUAGGAAAUAUACAACCCAUGCUUUGUCAUUCAUACUGAUAUAGAAUAUUGAAGUCUGGUGAUCACCUUGCUGGGAUUUUCAGGUUUCUGAAUCCCAGAAAAAAAUCUGGACAGAGAAAUCUGUACUAUAGCAAAAACAGACAUUCAUUAAGAAAGGGUAUGCUUUCUGGAGAGGAAGGAGGCUAGAGCUGGGACGGACAUUAACUGCUCAGUAGUGUUGUGCUGGGAAGGUUGUGACCCUUGAUGCUUAGUACUAGUCAAUUGCAUAGUUCAAGCUUCCUCACAUGGCUUUUUUUUUACAUAUGCAUUGGUGUUUGGUCUGCAUGUUGCAUGUCUGUGUAAGGGAGUGGGAUUUACUGUAUCUUGAGUUGUGAACUUCCAUGUGGUUGCUGGGAUUGAACCUGGGUCCUCUUGAAGUGGCCCCAAUUUUACACACAUUUUUGUAUGGGCUUUUCUGCCAAUGCUGUCCUAUCUAUAACAUGUCUACAUGAGUCAAAGUCUUCCCUCAGGCCAAAUGUUUGGUUCAGGUUUUCCUUGGACCUCUCUCAGCCCUCUCCGGCCUCAGUACAAUUUCUAUAAUGUGUAGUGUCUUAAUUAGCACUAAAUAUUCCUUAUAUGAUUUACUUAAGACUAAGUAAAAUAACAAGUGGCAGUAAUGUAAUUUUCUUGUCUACAUGAAUAGGACCAGAGUACAUAGUUUGUUCUCACCUAUUUCCUUUAAGGUCCUAAGAUAAGGGGAUACUAGUAGUUAAAAAAAAAAAAGGUAGUUUUGUCAGGGUAGACAGAGAAGGACACACAGCUCCAUUCACUCACUCAUAGCAGACCAAAGGGUUCCUCUAGUAUUUUAGGGGACAUCAUGUUGGAUGAAACUAGUAUUUGUGGCUUCAAUGCAGAAAACAAUUUUAGGACUAGCCAGUAUAACAGAGUGGGGCUUGAUAAAGAUCGAUGGUUAAGACAAAAAGGUUCCCAGAAGGAAAGCCACACCCCAGAGCAUGGAUGCAAGAUUCUCCAAGAAGAGUCCAAGUUUAUUAAAAGAGCAUUUUCAAUACAAACUUAAACGUGGUGGGGUGAGGGGAGACAAGCGUGGGUGUGAAAGUGGCUCUUCAGCCUGAGGGCUGAAAGGAAGCAGACACAGAGUCCCGCCUGAGACGGAAGCUUUGUAACUGACAGCUGCCGGAGGAGGGAAAUCAGUUUCUCCAGUGGGCUGAUGCUGGGUACAUCAACCACACCCCAGGGCAGGCCCUAAGCCCAGGGGGGUUGACCAACACAGAACAAACUGUGUUCUUUUGGGUGCUUUUUGUUUUGUUUUUACUUUUGUCUUAUUGGUGUUUUGUUUGUUUGUUUUGAUUUUCCUGCCUUUGAUAAUUUUGAGAGAGGGAGAGAGAGAACACAUGAAAUUAGGUGGGUAGGAUCUGGGAAGGGUUUGGGGGAGUAGAAAAACAUGAUCGAAAUAUUUGAAAAUGUUUAAAUAAAGAAGCACAUUAUAA